This is a messenger RNA of Anneissia japonica, 2439 nucleotides long. Its product is annotated as E3 ubiquitin-protein ligase TRIM71-like. The coding region runs from base 168 to 2336 and encodes 722 amino acids. Gene Ontology annotation, biological process: positive regulation of DNA-templated transcription. The transcript has 3 exons. Gene Ontology annotation, molecular function: ubiquitin-protein transferase activity; zinc ion binding; protein binding. NCBI's taxonomy places the organism in Eukaryota, Metazoa, Echinodermata, Crinoidea, Comatulida, Comatulidae. The record is from RefSeq and is a predicted model, not a curated record. Gene Ontology annotation, cellular component: chromatin; nucleoplasm.
CCAAACUAAUUUCAGAAAACGCAAACAUUCAACUGAUCACAGGGAAAGCAGCAACGGUACACCUUUGCUUCUACAAGUCGGCACACAAUUGAUUUAAGAAAAAACCCCACAGGUAGCAACAGGUACUGUACACCUUUGGCUUCUAUCAGUUGAAAUAUUAAAUCAAGAUGGCUGCUGGAAAAGCCUUACAAUUUUUGGAUAAAAAGGAUCUUGAAUGUGCCAUCUGCCUAAGGAGAUUCACAGAGCCAAAGACCCUAAAGUGCCUCCAUAGCUACUGUCUUCACUGUCUAGAAACUUUAAUUAAAACACAUGACAAGUUGAGGUGUCCAAAAUGUAAUCAACAUCAUGAAUUAAAAAAAGAUGAUUUGAAAAAACUCACUUCCAACAAAAUGAUAAAUUAUCUACUUGAAUAUGUGGAAAAAAUUGAAUCAGAAAAACCAACUAUUUGCUCGAGCUGUGAUAAUCCACCAAAAUACCACUGUUCAGAAUGCUUACUAUACUUAUGUGCAGAAUGCUCCAAACACCACAAGAUAAUACCUGCAUUGAAAGACCAUCCAUUGUACACAUUAGAUGAGAAUGAAGAAGGAGCCAAAGAUGAACAAAACAAAUGUCCAACUCAUUGGAACAAUGUACUUGAAUUUUACUGCCCUACUUGCAAGAAAACAGCAUGUAAGAAAUGUGAACAUGUUCUUCGUUGUUAUCAAAAUAAACAUAAUGUGACACCAAUGAAAACCGCAGUUGAUGAGUUCAACAAAAAUGCUACUGAAGUUACCAAUAUAGCUCAAGGCAUUAAAACAAAAUUGAAAGGAACACUUGAUUCAAUCACUAGUGAUAGAUCUGACUUUGAAUAUCAUCUGAAGCUAUGUAGAACAGCUAUCGAAGUGAAAGAGAAGACACUUAUCAAGGAAGUCCAAGAGAAAAGCAAACAAUUAAUGUCAGACCUUGAAAAAAUAUACCAAGAAAAGAAAGCGGACAUUGAUUGUCAAGUUAAAGACAUAGAUUCAAAGCUGACUAAAGUUAAUAAUGUGAUGGCCUCAAUCAAUAAAAUGAUGAACAAACCACAAGAAACAGAAACACUUGGUUCACACAGAAAAACUAUGAACACUGUUAGAGCCAAGGUCCUAGGAAUUGACUCUCAUCAAUCAUUUAAUAAAAAAAAUAUUACACCAAAUUUUAUUCCAUCUACCCACUUGAAAGAGUUUAUAAAAACAGAGGGAAUUGGUAAAAUUGUAACUGUUGAUGGUAUGUACACGGUUGCAAAAAAUGAUGAAGCAAUUACCGUCGCAAAGGGACAACAAUUUGUAGUGACUGUAUCAAGCUUAAGUGAGAGUGAUACAUGUAAAUUAGCUGCAACCCUGAGCAACCCAUCACAUGAAGAAACAGCCACUGAUGUAGAAUAUCAAGGAAAUGGAGAGUACAAAAUAGCAGGUAAAUGCAAUGUGGAAGGUGACUGGCAAAUGAAGAUUAUAGCAGGAGAGGCACACAUCAAAGGAUCUCCAGUGAAUAUCAAGGUAGAAGCACUGGGACUUAUAAAUACCAUUGGUAACAUAUCAGAUUAUAAAGAAAAUCACAAAACAGGAAAAGUAACAGAUGUAGUGUUAGACAUAGAUGGAUGCAUACUAAUAUCAAGCUACAGUAAAGAUAUAUUAAAGUUCAACCAAUCAGGUUCAUUUGUUGCUAGAAUAGAGAUGCCACAAGAUGUGCAGGUGAAUAGAAUGCAUCUAAUGGGUGAUGGUCACAUGGUGUACAGUGAUCACUUAAGAAAAUGUGUUGUAAUGUGUGAUGAUAAAUAUCGAGAAAUCCGCUCAUUUGGUAAAGGAAUAUUGAAAUAUCCAGAUGGCUUGACAGUUAACAAGGAAACUAGAGUCCUGUAUGUAGGAGAUCGUGAAGCUCACUGUGUGUUUAAAUUCAAUGUUGAUGAUGGUAGACUGCUGGGUAAGAUAGGUUCAGAAGGUAGUGAAGUAGGUCAAAUUAAGAACCCAGAAGAUGUCACUUUAACUAAGGAAGGUCAUCUGAUUGUUACUAACUGGAAAAAUAAUAGAAUACAAAUGUUUGAUGCAAAUGAUACAUUCAUGAGAAUCCUUGUAGGCUCGGGUAAGGAAGAUGGUAAAGUUUGGGGUCCUCAUGGUGUAAUCAUUGAUAUGGAUGGAAAUAUAUUAGUAUCAAGUGGUCAUAAACUACAACUAUUUGAUAAAAAUGGUGUCUUCAUAAAAAGAAUAGAUCAUAAAGAUGAUGGAUUAGAUACCCCAACAGGAAUCACUGUAAUCUCCAAUAGACCAAGAAGAGUAGCAGUAGCAAACCACAAAGCUAACAAUGUUAAAUUUUUUAACUACUAAAAAUGACAAUGAAAUACACAAAUUAGACAGUAUAAUCUUCAAUAAAUGUAAAUUGUAAUAAAUAAGUCAUUAAGAAUUUUUUUAAUAAUAUAGUAAUUCAAGG